UGUGUAGUAAUACAUGUUGAUACAAUCCGACUAAAUAAAGGGAUCUCUUGCUGAACAACAGCAUGAAAAUCUUUAGGCAAGAUCGAUUUAUGCUAAUGCACAAAAGCUUGCUGCAACGACUACAUGUCGGAUGGCUCCUGCCUUGCUUGUCAAGAGUCAAAGAAAUAGUCUGAACUUUGUGGUAACAUAAAGCACACUUAUGUUUAGACAUAAGUAACAAGAUUGCUAACGGUUCUAAGGUGAAUUUAUUUGCUUUUAUUUAGCUUUUCGGUAAUCCCAACUAAAAUAUGAACUAAAAUAUGAAAUUAUCACAUGAUUGUAUAUGUGGCUUUGUUGAAGGAUAGGGAUCUUUUGUUAUUUCUAUAACAAAAAGAUAAUCUUCAAAAUCAGAAAAGGUCACACAACAUAUUAAAAAAGAAAGAAGAAAGUUAAAUAAAGCGCCUACGCUGCCUUACUUCUAUAGUAACAUAGAAUAUCCAACCUCACCAUAUGCGAGAAUAACUCCGUUCUAACUGCAGCUUAAACCGUAGCUGACUAGACAGGUUAGUAUGACCUGUACCCUACGUACACUAAAACGUAAAAAUGGGACAGCAAGGAGUCAACCCGCAGGAAACUUAUAAAGAUUUGAUUUCCUUCGGAACCUUAAGAAUCGUCAUUUUUUUAUAAGGCUCCUCAGAGACCUUACGUGAGGCUUCUUGUUUUUUUUAAUCACAACAAAAUGAUUCGUACCAUGAUUUAUCCACAAAAAUGUGCACCCGAUUGGAUUGUUGGAUUUACUGAUGCUGAAGGUCAUUUCAGUAUUAUUCAAUCACGAAAUAAAAUUCGGUGCCGUUUUAUUAUUUCACAAAAUGCACGUUCAAUUCAUGCCUUAUAUGCAAUCAAAGACUAUUUUGGCGUUGGACACGUAAAUUGUGCUGGUGGUAAAAUGUAUGCUUACACCGUAGGCAAUCUUAAUGAUAUCUAUGACAAAAUUAUUCCAUUUUUUGAAAAAUAUACUCUUCAUUCUAACAAAUAUUUUGAUUGGCUUUUAUUUCGGCAUGCCCUUGAAGCACAAAAAAAUCGUUCUAGUCACAACUUAUUUAGAGCGAAACUCAUUAAAAAAAAAGAUUCUAUAACACUUCAAAACCAAAUAGAGAGCUUACUACAGACUGGUUCCUCGGCUUUUGUGAUGGAGAGGCUUGUUUUACGGUAUCUCUUGUAAAUAAAGUAGUGCGUCCUCAGUUUAUUAUAGGUAUACAUCAAAAAGACCAGGAUCUGUGCUAUAAAAUAAAAAAUUUAUUAGAGUGCGGGUCUGUAUAUCAACGAAAAAGUGGAUUUAUUAUUUAUCAAAUAUCAAAGUGUGAAGAUCUUCUAAAAAAGUUGUUGCCCCUAUUAUACAUUAAUGGGAAAUAUCAUAGAUUGCGAACAAAAAAAAAUUAUGUGUCUCUUAUUUUGCUCGUAUUUUGCAAAAGGUAAAGAAAAAAGAAGACAAGACUGAUACUUGGUUAAAUCAUAUAAGAUUGUUGAAAAAACGUAUGAGUGAUUAUAAAAAAAGUAAGUAGAAGAUAAGGUCCGGACUUUUGUGUGAACAAAAGAAGUAACUAAAUCCUUCGCAUCAAAGAUGCAAAGCCAUCAUCGAUGCAAAGACUAACUAGUUAAUAUAUAGGAGAUUUAGCGAACAACAAAGUCAAGCGAAAUUCCUUGUCGCAUAAGUAGCGACCUGCAUGAAUGGUAGACUAA
Closterium sp. NIES-67 is the source of this 1719-nucleotide messenger RNA. Lineage: Eukaryota; Viridiplantae; Streptophyta; Zygnematophyceae; Desmidiales; Closteriaceae. The record is from the annotation of a GenBank genome assembly.